Aspergillus calidoustus is the source of this 309-nucleotide messenger RNA. Lineage: Eukaryota; Fungi; Ascomycota; Eurotiomycetes; Eurotiales; Aspergillaceae. The record is from the annotation of a GenBank genome assembly.
AUGUCAUCACAGAGGAUUGCAUUCAAAGUGCAUGGCACGGUCCAAGGAGUUGGCUUCCGUGACUUUACCCAGAAACGGGCCGUCGAAUAUGGUCUCAAGGGCUGGGUCAAGAAUACAAACUGCGGACGGGUCGAGGGAGAGGCACAAGGCCCCGAGGAGACGCUACAGAAGUUCCUGAAGGAUGUCGACAAAGGCCCUCGAUCCGCGCAUGUCGUCAAAUUGGAGAAGAAAAUCCUGGACGUGAGGGACGACGACGAUGGCCACUUUGGCGUGAGGAGAACAUCCGAAUCGCUGUUUGAAUCCUCUUAG